AUGUCUGCUCCCGUUGAGAACGUUCCCACCACUGACGCCGCCGUCAACGACGUUGCCGCCACUCUGGCCGACACCUCCAUCUCUGGCAAGGCCGACAACAAGGCCAACGACGACAACCAUGCCAGUGCUGUCGAAGGUCGCCGUCUCUACAUCGGCAACCUCGCGUACGCUACAAGCGAGGGGAAGUUGACCGAGUUCUUCAAGGGCUACCUUGUUGAGCGCAUCUCGAUCCCCAAGAACCCCCGCACCGACCGUCCUGUCGGCUACGCCUUCGUCGACCUCUCGACCCCUAACGAGGCUGAGCGUGCCAUCGCUGAGCUUUCGGGCCAAGAGGUCCUGGAGCGCAAGGUCUCGGUCCAGCUCGCUCGCAAGCCCGAGCCCACGCAGCCGAAGGAGGAGGGCGCCAACGGUGAGGGUGCCGAGGGAACCCGUCGUUCUCGCUCUACCCGUGGUCGCGGCCGCUCUGGUCGUGGCCGCGGCGGUGCCGGCCGGGCCGGUCGCUCUGACGAUCCUUAUGCGCAGGAGAACCAGGGACAGGAGGGCGCAACCGAUACCCAGGCUACCGGUGCCACUGAUGCCGAGCCCAAGCCACUGACCGACAUCACGAACAAGAACCAGACUGAGAAGGAUGAAAAGGCCAAGAAGGAGCCUCGUGCUCCCCGGGAGCCCCGCGAGCGCCGUGAGCGUGGCCCCCCUGCCGAUGGCAUUGCCUCCAAGACCAAGGUCAUGGUUGCCAACCUGCCCUACGACAUGACCGAGGCUCGCCUCAAGGAGGUCUUUGCCGCAUACGAGCCUGUUUCUGCCAAGAUCGCUCUCCGCCCCAUCCCCCGUUUCAUGAUCAAGAAGCUCCAGGCCCGCAACGAGCCCCGCAAGGGACGUGGUUUCGGCUUCGUCACCCUUGCUUCUGAGGAGCUUCAACAGAAGGCUGUUGCCGAGAUGAACGGCAAGCAGAUUGACAGCCGCGAGAUUGCCGUCAAGGUCGCCAUUGACAGCCCCGACAAGACCGACGAUGAUGCCGCGCACGAAGGCGAGGCCUCAACUGAGGCCAACGGAACCGAGACCGUCGCCCCCGCCGCCGAGGCCGCUCCUGCCGCUACCACUGACGCGGCUGCUGCCCCGGCUGCUACCCCGGCCGCCCCAGCCACCGCUGCUUAG
Messenger RNA from Pyricularia pennisetigena, 1155 nucleotides. RefSeq lists its product as uncharacterized. Lineage: Eukaryota; Fungi; Ascomycota; Sordariomycetes; Magnaporthales; Pyriculariaceae. Gene Ontology annotation, molecular function: mRNA binding. The transcript is spliced from 4 exons. The record is from RefSeq and is a predicted model, not a curated record. The coding region runs from base 1 to 1155 and encodes 384 amino acids. Gene Ontology annotation, cellular component: ribonucleoprotein complex; nucleus; cytoplasm.